Fonsecaea nubica is the source of this 1827-nucleotide messenger RNA. RefSeq lists its product as hypothetical. Bases 1 to 1827 code for a protein of 608 amino acids. Gene Ontology annotation, molecular function: DNA replication origin binding. NCBI's taxonomy places the organism in Eukaryota, Fungi, Ascomycota, Eurotiomycetes, Chaetothyriales, Herpotrichiellaceae. The transcript has a single exon. Gene Ontology annotation, biological process: DNA replication. Gene Ontology annotation, cellular component: nucleus; nuclear origin of replication recognition complex. The record is from RefSeq and is a predicted model, not a curated record.
AUGGCCAAACGAAAAUAUCCCGACCCCGACAUUGAUUCCACCGCCACAGUCACAGACACCCCUUCCAAGCGUCGAAGGAAGACUACAGAUGGAGGAGCGGCACUCACCAAUGGAGACCACGAGGACGGCUCUGCCCCAAGCCCUUCGAAAAAUAGGACACCCAAGCAAAAGUUAACGCCUUCGAAGAGGAAAAGAAAGUCCGUCGUCGAAGACCUUCAGGCCGAGGAAGAUGAAGAUGAAGGCAGUCCCACCCCAAAGCCAAAUGGUCGUACUCUCUUCUCUACUCCGACUCGAGGCAAAGGCGCCGCAACAGCUACUACCCCCUCCAAGUCUGCACGAGCAAAGGCAGACAGAUCUGCCAAGAGGAAGAGUGCCCGACUGCUGGCUGAGGCGCAGGACGAUGGAGAUGACGGCUUGGACGGGCAAGACGCGCGGCUGGCGCGGGAAAUACUUGAUGAGGAGGAUGAAGAAGACGAGGGCCCUGACGGAGAUGGGCUCGACCAGGAUAUCGUGGCGGCGGUUGAAGGGAAUGAAGUUGACACGCCGUCAAGGAAGAGCACCGGCAAACGAGGGCGACCCAAGGGAGCAAAGUCGAGGAGAUCGCCCACCCCGGAAGGCGACAUUCCUCCUGAAGAACGGUACUUUUAUCAGAAUCGUUCUGGCCCUCCUCAAGUCUCAAGCAACAAGUUCAACUCGGUCAAAUUGCUCACGCACGAGGAAUACCUUGAAAAUAUCUCAUCAUGGCAAGACCCUCACGAGCCGGAAAAGGCAUUUCUGAUGAAACUGCACACCCGGUCCUUUCCACAGUGGCGCUUCGAACUUGAGGAAGGGUUUGGUCUCUGUCUCUACGGCUAUGGCAGCAAACAACCUCUGGUCAAUCGCUUUGCAGAAUAUAUGUACAGCAAAUGUCAUCCGCCUCCUCGCAUCGUUGUGGUGAAUGGCUAUAUUCCAAAACUGAACCCGCGAACAAUCCUCAACACCAUUGCAUCGGCGGUGUCUAAUACAGAAGACCAAGCAAUUCGCCUAACCGGCCAACCAGAAGAAAUGCUCGACGCCCUACUCUCCCACAUUACGGAUGAGCCACCGUCCUCGCAGCUCCUCGUCAUGGUCAACUCUAUCGACUCCACUUCCCUCCGCCGGUCGUCCAUACAGUCUCUCCUCGCCCGUCUUGCUGCCCAUCCGCACGUCUGCUUUCUCGCGACAUGCGACACACCCACCUUUCCAGCCCUGUGGAACUCAUCCCUUCUCGAUCAAUUCAAAUUCGUCUUCCACGAUUGCACCACUUUUGCACCUUACACGGCCGAGAUAGGGAGUGUUGCAGACGAAGUCCACGAAUUACUGGGCAGAAAGAGGAUGCGCGCCGGUGGGAAAGAGGGCAUCGGGUUUGUGCUGAAGAGCUUGCCCGAGAAUGCCAGGAACCUGUACCGCCUGCUCCUCGCCGAGAUUCUGAGCAUUGUGGAAGACGGACUCGAUGGCGAAGGCACGCAGUACGCCAACGACAACGCCGCCAUAGCCGAAGAAGACGAAGGGCAACGGAGGAUAGCCUCCCGCAAGACGUCGCGAGGCGGCAACGACCACAAGAUGACAACCGCGGCGCCCGCUUCCAACACAGACGCGGAGGAGGUGGGCAUCGAAUAUCGCACGCUCUACCGCAAGGCCGCCGAGGAGUUCAUCUGCUCGAGCAGCAUGAACUUCCAGUUCCUGCUCAAGGAGUUCCUGGACCACCAGAUGAUCACCAGCCGGCGCGACCCUGUCAGUGGUGCCGAGUUGCUGGGUGUUCCUCUGGGUAAGGCGGAGAUGGAAUCCGUCUUGGAAGAACUCAUCUGA